Molecule: messenger RNA, 3092 nt
Organism: Cucumis melo (muskmelon)
Lineage: Eukaryota; Viridiplantae; Streptophyta; Magnoliopsida; Cucurbitales; Cucurbitaceae
Product: protein GRAVITROPIC IN THE LIGHT 1-like
Exons: 2
Coding region: 1229-2584 (451 amino acids)
Biological process (GO): response to red or far red light; negative gravitropism
Source: RefSeq, a predicted model, not a curated record
UCUGGGUUUCCCGAUGUUUGCACAAGCAUGGUAAUUUCGAAAGGACUUCACGGGAUGGUUUGCAUUUGAGGCAAUGCUCUUUUUUAGGAAAUGGGAUUUAAGAGAAGAUACCAUUGAUCUAUCUCACUGUAUUUUUCCCUGUUCUUUGAUCUCGCCCUUUAUCUCUAAUAUGGAACACCUUUUUCAGUUUUCCCCUUUGAUAUUUUUUUUGGUGGGGUAGCUAUAUACGUGCAUCGAAAUGUAGGCUUUCUAAAAGGAACUUGGAGAUUCUUUUGAGUCGGCUUUGAAGUUAUUAAAGUAUGAGUUAUUGACUAAAGGCUCCUAUUAAUAGCAAUGCUGAAUAAUGGAGCGUUUGAAAUGCUUUAUGUCAUCCCCUUUUUUUUUAAUGUUCAUGAUUAGAUAGCGACUACGGCUUCUGUGGGUUUUAUAUACGUGCCUAGUGGUGACUUGAUAUUUAAUUGGAUCGUUGUUUAAUAUAUCAAUAAAUAUUCUGAUGUGCAGUUGAAUAAUUAUGAAAAAGAGCUUGCUUUUGAUCUUCAUAGCUGUUGUAGGCUGGCUUUUUUGUUAGAUCUUCUGACCCAUGUGGGCUUUUGUUGUUUAAUUCUCUGGGGGGUAUUUUGAAACCUUUCCUGGAAUUUUCUUCUUCCCUAUGUACCCAGAUUGUGUUUGGUUUCACUUUUGAGUGUGUUGAUUAGUUCAUUUGAAGAUACUUGGAGGUGUUUUGCUGCCCAUUACUCCUGUUUAUGUUUUAUUACCCCAAGUUCUGAGAUCUCUAAUUAUGGACUGCCUGAUGUAGCAGGAGCAGAAUGUUAAUGAUGGCAUGAUAGGAACUUGUAUAUGCUUAAUUAAUAUCUCAAUAAGGCGUCUUGCACAUGUAGUAUAGUUAUUUUAUAAAGUUUAUGACUUUAUCUGAUUGUUGUUAACGUAAAUGUUGCGUGGUUUGGUGGGUGGGAGAAUAUAAAAGUACAUUUUUGUACUCUUGGCUGCCGGCUUUUCUUUUUGUUGCUCUAAUAUCCCAACGGCAUUGAGUUUCACAUGCGAUGAUAUUAUUUAAGAGACGUGGUUCAUCUUCAAAUUUAAAUUUUAAAGAAAAACCUUACAGCACAUCUUCACGCAUUUGUCUCAGAUUUAAAUUCACUAGCUUGGCAUUUUAGAACCAGAGGAUUAAAGGUCUUGAAGGUGACGCUGAUCGGGACAUCUUUCAUCCCCGCCAUUUUCCUGCCUUGAGAUGGAUUCUGUGAAAUCCUCUGCUCUCACUCCAAGUAAGAGUAAAUUGGCACGCACAAUUACCAAAGUUCUUCAUAUUCGAGCUCUAACUGGCAUAGCACCUGUCCAUGAAACUCAGAAAGUUAAGCCACAAGACAAGAUCAGUGAUGAUUGCACCGCAAGUAAGAGUACAGGUAGUCAAUCUGAGUCUUUCGAUAGUGUGGAAGAAGAGUUCCAGAAUAGAGUCCAAUUGCAAGCGUUGCUAUCAAAAUUGUUUGCCAGCAUCUCAUCAGUCAAAGCUGCAUAUGCGCAGUUACAGUUUGCUCAAUCCCCUUAUGAUGCUGAAGGUAUUCAAGAUGCCGAUCACUGUGUUGUCUCAGAAUUGAAAGUUUUGUCUGAAUUGAAACAGUGUUACCUUAAAAAACAGUUUGAUCCUUCACCAGAAACCACAAUGCUCUUGGCUGAAAUUCAGGAGCAAAAGAGUCUUGUGGGAACAUAUGACAUGAUGGGGAAAAGAUUGGAAUCGCAAGCAAGACUGAUGGGCUCUGAAAUUACGUUUCUAAGAGAAAAGAUCGAGGAAAUUAACAAACAGAAUAGGUUGCUGGAAAAAAGUUUAGAUCAAAGUGGGUCAAUUCCUAUGACUGGUGAUCUUCAUUUAUCAGAAGUAAAUGCAAGUCAUUUUAUUAAAGUUCUCGGGCAUACAAUCAAGUCUGUUCGAAGCUUUGUCCGGAUGAUGGUGAAUGAAAUCAAAUCUGCUGGUUGGAAUGUUGAUGCAGCUGCGACAGAAAUUGAACCUGAUACUUAUUAUUGGAAUAAUGAUCAUAGAUGCUUUGCAUUCGAGACAUUUGUUUUCAGGGAAAUGUUUGAUUCCUUCCAUCAACCCAAUUUUUCUCUACCAAAUGAAUCCUUGCCCGAAAAGAGGAAACAAAAACAGUUUUUCUUUGCAAGAUUUAUGGAGCUGAAGCUUAGGAAAACAAAAGAUUUUCUUUCACAAAAUCCAAGAUCAACUUUUGCCAAGUUUUGUCGAGUUAAGUACUUGCGGCUCGUUCACCCCAAGAUGGAAUCAUCAAUAUUUGGUAACUUGGACCAGAGAAGCUUAAUCAGCUCAGGUCAAUUCCCAGAUACAACCUUCUUUAGCACAUUUGCAGAAAUGGCAAGGUGGGUGUGGCUAUUACAUUCAUUAGCUUAUUCCAUUGAACCGGAGGCUUCCAUCUUUCAAGUACGAAAAGGAAGCCGAUUCUCAGAGGUCUACAUGGAAAGUGUCAUUGAUGAAAUGUACCUUUCACCAAAUUCUGACCCAGUUGUGGCAUUCACUGUUAUUCCUGGCUUCAUGAUUGGUAAAACUGCAAUCCAAUGCCAGGUCUAUCUCUCGCAAUGAUCACUUCUUUAUUAUGGGAACAACAGUAUACUUAUCUUUUUACCAAGAUCACAGAUACCAACCAAUAAAUUCAUGGUAAUUGCCUCUUCACCAACUCAAAGAUCAAGCUGUCAAGCAAAUUAUUAUAUAUAUGUCUUGAUUGAACAAAGAUCAUCAUGGUGGACAAGUUGCUGCAUAUAUUGUGAAGGAGUGGCAAACAUCCUCCUCUACGUAGGCAGGCAAUCAAACGAGUAAGUGCUAUUUUCGAGCCAUUUUGGAAGAGAAACCGCGUGGACUGAAGUGAAAAGAACAAAAUUUUUAGUCUAUUUUAAUUGUCUUAUUUAUCUUGACUGAAAACCAUCCCAUCAAAUUUUGUUAAUAUUAUUAUAUAGGUCAGUGACAGAGGGAUGGUCUAGCUGUUGUGCAACAGAACCAGACAAUGCAUGUACAUGUAAAUAGCAAUAACUAUUAUUAAAAUUAUAUAAAGUUAGAUGGGGGGAGAGAUAUUAGACACUUCCUUUUUUUGACU